ACACACACAACCUCUCGUAAUGUACUCCAUUUACCUGCAUGCUUCAUGUGAAUUUAACUUCCUGGCUGGUAUAAACAUGGCGUGCUGUACACACUGGGUGAGAGAGACGUCGAUCGUGUUGUUUGUAGUUUGUUCUCUGCAGUCCGGAUACACCACCACUCGUGAAAAGCAUAUCUACUUUAACAACAGCCAACUGAACUGGUGGGAAGCACGGGCCAACUGCCAGGCCAAUGAAGGCGACCUGUUUGUUCCAGUGACAGAGCCCGAACCUUCCCGUAUGCCCGGGACACGAAACCGGUACACAUACUAUUGGCUGGGGGCUAUGAGGUAUUCAACAUGGACAUGGACAGACGAUGGCAAUCCGUUGUACAUAAACUCCGGGCUCAGUACCCUUCCUGCUGAUCUAGAGAACGUCAGGACCUUUCCCGACAACUCCGUCAACAGAUGUCACCGUUACUGUGGAAGCGAUACUCAUACACUGGGCUUGAGUAGAGACAGGUGUUUUUGUCUUCGUGACGACUAUAAAGCUUCAGGUAACACAUCAGGAGAACCGUGUCCAGGCAACCCAGACGAAGUGUGCGGGUACGCCGACCGAUUGUCGGUAUAUAAAUGUCCUUUUGAAGACUCCACAGACUUUGUGUUCACACCGACAGGAAAUGGACAAUGUGGUUAUGCAAUAAAGAAUAACGGCAAGUUUACCAUUUCAUUGGAUGAUGGGGACAGUUGUAAGACAACAGAUAGAAGAUAUGCAUGUUAUGCAAAAGGGAUAACACGUGGAUCAGAUUACACCUGCAAAAAUGGUGUGUGUGCUUCCACAUAUCGGCGGAAACGAACAUGGACGGAAGCAAAUGACACGUACGAUUUGGUGAAACUUGAAAGUUCCAUUGUGAAAGAUCUACAGAAGACGAUGCACGAUGACUCGGAAUAUUGGAUCGGUCUUGUUUAUAGACCUACUAUGAAGUGGAUCAUUGAUGUACCAUUUGAACAGGAAGCAAGUGAAUAUGAUGAGUACUCUUCAUCAGAGCCCCAGUGCCUUGUAGUGUAUUUCACAAUAUGGUACCAACAAUUGUCAUGGAAGCCAUGUUCGUUUCUAUACGCGUCCAUAUGUGAAGUAGUUGUACCCAAAACGUCAACAACAACCAUGACACCACAACACUCAUCAUCACCAGCUGCAGCAACAACAGCAUCGGAAACACCAACAUACCAACCACCAGGAAAUGUUCCUACAUCCGAAAGCUACAUGUCUACCUCUACCAAUAACCCGGAAGUAGGACCGACUGAACCAGUCACAGCUUCAAACGGAACACAGACGGGUGUGUUCAUAGGUCUAGGAUGCGUUGUGCUUAUGCUCGUCGGCAUCAUUGUAGUACUCCUGUUGAUGAGACAAAAUAAACUCUGUUUUAAGAGGAAAGACAAGGAACAGUCGAUGCACUUUAACACGGCCACACAAAACACCACAUAUGAUGUGGAGGUACCUACACAAUCAAAUACCUCUGCAUACACUGACAUCACACUAGCAGAUAUGACUGACGUCAAGCCAAUGUCUUCCGCCGUUCCUAUGGCAACAGUACGACCUAGAGUUCAAAACUACGACAAUACCUUUCCAUCUGAUGGGGAUGAGAAUGAUUACAAUGUCCUAUCACCGCCUGGAAAACAUCAUGCUCCAGUGACAGCCGGGAAUCCGAUCCACAACCUACCAGGGCCUGUCAGAGGGGACUACGACACAGCACAGGCGUGUGGCCAAGGGACUGGGUCUACUGGGCUGAACAACUCGGGAUCGUCUGCUGCGAGGAGAAGUCCAAAGGCCCCUCAGGGAGACGAUGACGUUGUCGGACAGCACGACCCUGGAGGAGCUGCUGAGGUGUAUGACCAUUUGAGGGAUGGCGAGGGGGGUCAUGCCACCCCACAGCAGGGAAAGACUCCAAAACAAGUGGAUGACUCGUACAGUCACAUUGGGAGGACCAACAAGGGAUUUGAUGACAACGCUUAUGACGUUGCCAGUGCGAGGCAGACGGAGGACAGACGUGAUGACACCUACAACCACACCGACUCUGUUGAUGACAACCCAGGAGACACCAAUGACUACUACAACACAAGGUCUCUCUUCAGAGACAACAACGAGAGCCUUGGUCGACAAGAUGACAUACCGGACAACACUGAUGUUUACAGUGUUGCAAAGAGAAUUUCCGAUGCAUGACUGUAAUUAUGACGUUAUUCAUAGUUCCUCAGUUUCGUAAUGUUUGAUUUGAAAUUGAGUUUCAUGUUUUAGUU
Molecule: messenger RNA, 2271 nt
Organism: Haliotis rubra (blacklip abalone)
Lineage: Eukaryota; Metazoa; Mollusca; Gastropoda; Lepetellida; Haliotidae
Exons: 10
Coding region: 20-2197 (725 amino acids)
Source: RefSeq, a predicted model, not a curated record